This is a messenger RNA of Colletotrichum navitas, 2068 nucleotides long. RefSeq lists its product as uncharacterized. The transcript has a single exon. NCBI's taxonomy places the organism in Eukaryota, Fungi, Ascomycota, Sordariomycetes, Glomerellales, Glomerellaceae. Bases 395 to 1774 code for a protein of 459 amino acids. The record is from RefSeq and is a predicted model, not a curated record.
CAAGUAACAUCAUCAAGUUCAGGGGUCCUAUCGGUUGGAUUGACGAGAUCAUACCUAACCCUACACUCAAAAGAUUAACUUCAGUGACUUUCAUAUUCUGGACCGUGAUCCGCAGUCCCUCACGACAACUUCAUACGUUGUGUUUGCGCAAUGGCAGAUUAUCAUUCCGAUAUUUCAUCCAGUUUCUUAUUGGUUAAGAGCUCUAUCCAAUAGGCACUCACACUUCCUUGUAAGCACGCGUUCGGCUAGCUUGCACCAUUCUCUCCGGCGACAAGUUCUCCCAUCUUCAAGCACUGCGCGAAAACGACCUCAACGACCGCUCGGACGACAGUCGCCUGCUGAAAACAACCCCUCCAAGGCCGCUCGCCGCUAAAGGCGACCUUCCAAGGCCACUAUGGACAAAGACGCUCCUCAGGGAGCAGUUCAUAUGCCAAAAGGUGGCCAAUCCGCCACGGGCAAGGUCACGAAGCCCAUCUCGAGCACCAUUCCCCUCUCCGGGUGGAGUGACAUCGACCUCUCAUCUCAUCGAAGGGUCAUCGAGAAUGUCUUUACGGUCGAUGCUCAGCCCUUCAACGACUUGGUCACCCAAGUCUGGGUGUUCAUCCAAUUACAUUACUCUACUGGUGGAAAGCACAUCCCCAUUGGUCUCUUUCGAUACUACUGCAUGACAAUGUGGUGGUACCGCGCUCUCUUCUUGCAAGAUACAAACGGUAACAACCUCACAACCGAGCAGAAGAAUUUCCUGAACUUCAUGGGUACUAGCGGUGAAUACCACAUUCCUAGCCACAUUGCUCAAUAUCUCUCCAAUAUGGGCAACUUUCAACAAGGCGGUGAGGCGUUCCGCUUCCGCCUGCAGCCUCACACGCUGCUCUCUCGAGACUCCGAUACUGUCGCAGCUGGUUGGUUCACAAACGAUACACAUGCGAACGAUCAAAGCAACUGGUGGAAAUACGCGCAACUCCCUUCUCCUGGCGUGUACACAGCAUACGCUUGUAAUGAAGCGGACAACGUAUCCGGGGGUAACAGCCAAAACACCCUCGACGGUAUCGCUCCGGACAUCCCUGGAGCCACCGCCGUUCCCACAGACAACAUCGUUGGUUGGUCGAAUAUGCACCAGAAGGCGUGCCACAGUUCUUGGCGCUCAACAUAUUUCAAUCUCGGUUGGUCCGGUACCGGUUUACCCCCGGAUCUUGAGACCCAAUUCAACCUCUCUACUUCUACUUUGAAGUGGAUGUCUGGCCGCCUGAGUGUGAUGAAAGACCUCAAGGUCCACUCCUCGAAACAUCUCACCCUCUCGCCACACGGCCAUCCUCUCCAGGCCUACUACCUGUGGCAAGAUGUCCCGCAUCACGCGACGGACUUGCGCCCUCCCGCCGCCCACGCCGUCGGUAAUGUUCUUCGUGCUACUCAUCAAUACGAGGUGGCCUUGGCAUCCCGGUUCUCCAUGGACCCGAAGAUUCUCGGCCCGGCCUUUUCGUUUGGCUACCGCCUCGAAAGACGUCGAAUAUUUCGUGACAUCCACAACGAACAACCACGCACAUGCAGUAACUCUUGCUUCCAACCUUGGCUCUUUGUCGACAGUGAUAACCAGUACACGACGGUCGAUGAAUCUUGGUUCAACGACAUGAACCUUCCGCUCAACUUUGGCUCCGGCACUUUUCUCAGUGUCGUUCGAUUUAGAACGAACUCCUUGCUGAGAUCUAAUGCGCUCAGUGCGGCCCUUGUCCCUAGCGACGUGAGAAAAUUGCCAGUGUCACAAGAUCCAAUUAGUUAGGUUUAUAUAGUAGUUACUUCAGUAUAUUACUAGGUAUUAAAGAAGAGAAGGAGCAUAAGGAGUAUUGUUGGAAUAACAAUGUCACAUGAUCGUACGACAAACCCGACACAGUCAUUACGACUCAGACACUGAAAUAAGAGGUCCACCAUAUUGGUUACUCAGACCUCGGGUACGAAGGGCAAAGACUUAUUAUACCAGACUGACUCGCUUGUACGAAGUACUUAAGGCUAGCACACUAGGCAACACUUAGUCUUAGGAAAGAUAGUCACGGAUAAUAGAUCUUUGGUUCACCCC